Molecule: messenger RNA, 744 nt
Organism: Beauveria bassiana ARSEF 2860
Lineage: Eukaryota; Fungi; Ascomycota; Sordariomycetes; Hypocreales; Cordycipitaceae
Product: phage tail assembly-like protein
Exons: 1
Coding region: 1-744 (247 amino acids)
Source: RefSeq, a predicted model, not a curated record
AUGCCGCAGCCCGCCAACCUCACCAUCCACCUCCUCUGCAUGCACGACAAAGACCGCGAUGCCUACCUGGCCGCCGCCGCCCGCAGUCCCCCUCCCGCAUUCGCCAGCCCCGUCACCAUGCACUCCUGCGCCCUCGCGCAGCUUCCCCCUUCUGUGCGCCUCGACGCCAUCGUCUCCCCCGCAAACUCGUACGGCCGCCUCGACGGCGCCUUUGACGACGCCAUCUCGCGCGCCCUCUCCCCCCUCGACGACUACCUCGCCCUGACGCGCGCCGCCCAGGCCGUCCUCUACGCCGAGCACCGCGGGUGGGCCAAUCCGGGCUCGUGCACGCGCGUGCCCGUCCCCGCCGCCUUUGCGCCCCCGCGCUCCCGCAACGUCUGGGGCGUCCGCCACCUGCUCCUGUGCCCGACGAUGCGCGUGCCCGAGAGCGUCGUCUGGGACAAGGAAGUCGUCUACCAGUGCGUGUGGAGCAUGCUCUGCGCCGUGGACCGCUAUAAUCAAAGCGUGGGCCAGGACGACGCGGGCGACAGGAUCGAGUCGAUCCUCAUGACGCCCUUGGCCACGGGCGUGGGACGUGUCAGCGAGCAUGUGUGGGCGGCGCAGCUGCUGCUCGCUCUGCGGCAUUACGACAUGGCCAUUAGAAAUCCAGACGAGUUUAGCGCGCUGGACGUGGACAGGAUCCUGACACUAGACGCCGAAAUCCAGGCAACCUACGAGGCCAAUUUACGUGAGAACAAGGCUUAA